This is a messenger RNA of Penicillium taxi, 627 nucleotides long. Its product is annotated as MutT/nudix family protein. The record is from RefSeq and is a predicted model, not a curated record. NCBI's taxonomy places the organism in Eukaryota, Fungi, Ascomycota, Eurotiomycetes, Eurotiales, Aspergillaceae. Gene Ontology annotation, molecular function: ADP-ribose diphosphatase activity. The transcript is spliced from 4 exons. Gene Ontology annotation, biological process: ribose phosphate metabolic process; nucleoside phosphate metabolic process. Bases 1 to 627 code for a protein of 208 amino acids. Gene Ontology annotation, cellular component: nucleus; cytosol.
AUGUUCCCACCUAGUACCCUGACAAAAUCUAAACAAAUUUCCACGGGGCCUUUGGAUCCCGCGGAGGCGCAAUGGACUCGAUUGGUCAAGACUACGUACUCUGAUCCGUUGGGAACUGAAAGAACAUGGGAAUUUGCGGAGCGUCAGACACGCCCAGCUGGUUGCGAAAUCGAUGGUGUGGGUGUUAUUGCCAUUCUCAAAAAGCUAACCGGACCCGAACUACUCCUCCAAAGGCAAUAUCGACCCCCAAUUGACAAAAUCGUCAUCGAGGUUCCUGCAGGUCUGAUUGAUCCGAACGAGACUCCGGAGCAGUGUGCCGUACGCGAGCUUAAAGAAGAGACUGGCUUCGUCGGAGUAGCGGAAAAGACCAGUUCUAUCAUGUAUAAUGAUCCCGGGUUUUGCAACACCAAUCUGAAGAUGGUCCAUGUACGAGUUGAUAUGAGCCUACCAGAGAACCAGAAUCCACAGCCAGAGCUUGAAGAGAACGAGUUCAUUGAGUGCUUUACAGUUCCCUUGUCUUCCUUGUUUGAGGAAAUAAGGAAACUUGAGAAAGAGGGUUACGCUAUUGAUUCUCAUGUCGCAACUCUAGCUGAGGGAAUUGAACUGGCGAAGAAAUGGAAUCUGUGA